UAGGGAGCCGUAAGUGCGCCUGCGCGCUGUGGGGGAGGCGGGCGACGCGGGGCCUGGAGCAGCGUCGGCGGUUAACGACAGAGACACGAACAGCCGUGAGGUCCUCAACGAGAAGGCGCUGAGGGGAGCGGCGCGGAGAGCGGAGCGGAGGGGCGGAGGCUUCACAGCGAGGGGCCGGUCUGGGCCUGUCUGUGCCGCCGGUCACCCGGAGGCCCGGAGAAGCCUCGGCUCCGCGUUUAGGCACAGCCCCGGCACAGAGAGCGCGAGAGAGAGGCGCCAUGGCCUCCAGCAACUACACCUGCCUGAGCCGCGCUCAGCUGACCUUCGAGUACUUGCACACCAACUCAACGACCCAUGAAUUCCUGUUUGGAGCCUUGGCAGAGUUGGUGGACAAUGCCAGGGAUGCAGCUGCUACCAGAAUGGACAUUUACACAGUGAGGAACGAGGAUUUGCGGGGAGCGUUCAUGUUGUAUUUUCUGGACGAUGGAGACGGGAUGGAUUCAUUCGAGGCUGCCAGUGUGAUCCAAUUCGGAAAAUCUGCCAAGAGAGCCCCUGAAUCCACGCAGAUUGGACAAUACGGAAACGGGCUCAAAUCCGGCUCGAUGCGGAUUGGGAAAGACUUCAUUCUGUUCACAAAGAAAGAGGACACCAUGAGCUGCGUUUUCCUUUCACGAACAUUCCAUGAGGAGGAAGGGAUCGAUGAGGUGAUCGUUCCACUUCCAACAUGGAAUUCCAAAACCCGUGAGCCCAUGACUGACAACCCAGAGAAGUUUGCUAUCGAGACGGAGCUGAUCUACAAAUAUUCCCCGUUCAAAUCAGUGUCCGCUGUGAUGGAGCAAUUUGAUAAAAUUAAAGAGCGUAGCGGGACCCUGGUGAUUGUAUAUAACCUGAAGCUGAUGGACAAUGGGGAGCCAGAACUUGAUGUCACCUCUGAUCCUACUGACAUACUGAUGGCGGAGCUCAACUCGAAGGGAAAGCCAGAGAGACGCUCCUUCAGGGCAUACACUGCUGUCCUGUACAUCGACCCACGGAUGAGAAUUUUCAUCCAGGGUCACAAAGUCCGGACAAAACGACUAUCGUGCUGUUUGUAUAAACCCAGAAUGUACAAGUAUACGUCGAACCGGUUUAAAACCCGUGCGGAACAGGAGGUAAAGAAAGCGGAGCAUCUGAUGAAAGUUGCCGAGGAGAAGGCCCGUGAGGAGGAGAGCAAGGCCCGAGCCCUGGUGGCCAAAAUGGGAGGAGACCUGAGCAGGGAAGCACGGGUCCACCUCCGACAGGUACAGGACUCGGCGUUUAACCUGCACAGGGAGGCCGAGGUGAAGAAAUGCUUGUACGAGGCGAAGCUCAGGGCUUUGAAGGAGCCGAAGGAGAUGAGCUUUAUUUUCGGCGUGAGCAUUGAGCAGCGAGACCUGGACGGGAUGUUCAUCUAUAACUGCAGCCGUCUGAUUAAGAUGUACGAGAAGGUUGGACCACAGCUAGAAGGAGGAAUUUCGUGUGGUGGUGUUGUGGGUGUGGUAGACAUCCCCUACCUGGUGCUGGAGCCCACCCACAACAAACAGGACUUUGCCGACGCUAAGGAAUAUCGGCAUUUACUGAAGUCCAUGGGUGAGCACCUUGUGCAGUAUUGGAAGGACAUUGGCAUCGCACAGAAGGGGAUCGUGAAGUUCUGGGAUGAAUUCGGCUACUUGUCGGCCAACUGGAACCAGCCGCCCUCCCACGAGGUGCUUUACAAGCGGCGGCGAGCCAUGGAGAUCCCCACCACCAUCCAGUGCGAUAAGUGUUUGAAGUGGCGGACGCUUCCUUACCGGGUGGACGACGUGGGGAAGGAGUACGCGGACAACUGGAACUGCUCCGUGAAUCCCGACCAUAUGCAGAACCGGUGUGAAGCACCAGAACAAAAGCAAAAUGUCCCAGUGGGGUUACUGCGGAGAGAUGUCAAAUCACACGAGGAGAAAAUCCGGGCGCAAGAGAAGAAGCUGGAGGCACUGAAGAAAAACAUCCCCGUCUUAUCCCAGGCAGACAUCAAGAAGCUACCAUUGGAAGUCAGGAGUCGUCCUUUGUCAGAGGACCAGUCAUCUCCUGGUAGCAGCCACCGACCCCGCUCGCCUCCUUUAGCCGACAUCAUCAAAAACGCCCCGAGCCAGCCUCCAUCAAAAGCCCAGGGCUUGCUGCGUAAAGCCUCGGCAACCAGAUCCACCAGCAAGGUCGAGUCCUCUCAUACGAGCAUUAGCAGUAAGAGAGCGGUCGCCACCCCUGGAAGAGCCCAGCACCGGCCCUCGGCCUCUAUAAAACAAAAUGUUGUCUCUUCCAGGACUGCGGCCCAGCCUUGCACCUCCACGAGGCACUCUGCCCCCAUGUCAACAAGUACAAAGAAUUCACCCAUUAAAGGAGCAAAGACUCCACAACACAGAAAGGAGACACCCACUCGGACAGCCCAGUCCGCAGGAAUGCGAAAGAGAAAUGUGACAGUAGAGAGCAGCGAGGAGGAUGAGGAAGAGGAGAGGCCGAGGGUCUCUGCAAAGGUGUGCGAGUCAAAGCGGCUGAAGAAGGAGAUCGCUGAUGUUGUAGAGAUUUCUGACAGUGGAGGCGAAGUGGAGGAAGAGACCGGGGCUCUGAAAGACCGGGGUCUCCUGGUGGAGGUGAAGGUGAACAAGGAGUGGUACACGGGCCGGGUGACCGCAGUGGCCGCCAGCAAGCAGCUAGUGCGGUGGAAAGUCAAGUUCGAUUACGUGCCAACGGCGACGACUCCGCGAGACAGAUGGGUUGAGAAGGGCAGCGCGGACGUGAGGCUGAUGAAGCCGGCGUCCCCGGAGUACCAGAGCCCGGACACGCUGGGGGGGGAGGAGGAGGACAACGCAGCGGAAACCGGAUCCACUUCGGACAGCGCCAGGAUGGAGCCCGACACCACACAGCCGGCCACCAGCAAGGAGACCGUGGACUCCCUCGUCGUCAGCCUCCGAAACACUCUGCGGUAUUUUCUGCCCCCGAACUACCGGAUAUCGAAGGAGGAGCUGAGCUUGAUGACUCCGGAGGAGCUGGCAUCGUUCCCUUUGAAGGAUUAUUUUGAGCAGUACGAGGAGGGGCUGAAGAGCCUGUGCAGCGCCUACCAGAGCCGGGCCGAGGAGAGGGUGCGGGCGGCCGAGAAGAAGCUGCAGGAGAAUGACGCCGAGCUGAGCGACGCCCAGGACAAGCUGUGCAAGCUGAGGAACAACAUCGUGGAGCUGCUGCGCAAGGUUCAGGAGGAUAUCGAAAUUAACACAGACGACGAACUCGACGCAUAUAUCGAGGAACUCAUCACUAAAGUGGACUGAUCAGCAACCCGGCAGAGUGUGUUUUUUCUGUCUGUCUCUUUCUCUCUCACACUCACUCACUCACUCACUCUCUCUCGGGUGAGAACUGACUGGAACCAGUCGCAGUGUUUGUUUGUUUUUUUAAACACAAAAAUUAUGUAACUUCAUUCUGGGGCUUUAGGUUUUACACCUUUGUUCAAUUGUCCUGAAUUUUUGUAUUAUAUUUAUUAAAAAUACAACUGUACCACC
Messenger RNA from Callorhinchus milii (elephant shark), 3539 nucleotides. It is a transcript of the gene morc2, whose product is annotated as MORC family CW-type zinc finger 2. Gene Ontology annotation, cellular component: nucleus. Gene Ontology annotation, molecular function: zinc ion binding. The transcript has 26 exons. Lineage: Eukaryota; Metazoa; Chordata; Chondrichthyes; Chimaeriformes; Callorhinchidae. The record is from RefSeq and is a predicted model, not a curated record. Bases 279 to 3311 code for a protein of 1010 amino acids.